GAAGGGGCAUUUUCGGUAUCUUAUUUCAAAAUAAAAGGGGCUCAGGGACCGGAAAUUACAGUUUGGAAAGUUUCUGGACCGGUUGUUUUAGAUUUAAUUAACAAGGACUUUUUGUUAUAGUGGAGUCUUUAGAGGGAUGGGAAAGUCAAUUACCCUUUUUUCUUUUGGCACAUUUCAGGGUGCCAGGAGCAGAAGGAAUCCAAGAAGCCAGCCGAGUGAGCUAUCGAGGCCCUUCUCCAUACCAUCAGCUCCCAAUCGUCCUUCUUUGUGUGCUUUUGGGGGAGAAACAAUGGCGUUCAACCCAUUGAGCCGGGCCAUCCAGGUUGUCCAAGGCCGUUGGUUCACAGUGUUUGCAUCUUUCCUCAUCAACGCGACCUCCGGCUCCCUUUUCGUCUUCGCCAUCUACUCCAAGGACAUCAGGUCCGCCCUCGGCUACGACCAGCGGACGCUCAACACCGUCUCCUUCUUCAAGGACCUCGGCGCCAGCGUGGGCAUUCUCUCCGGUCUCAUCUACGAGGUCGCCCCUCCUUGGGCUGUUCUCGCCUUCGGCUCUGUCAUGAACCUCUUCGGCUACCUCAUGAUCUACCUUGCCAUCACCGGCCGCCUCGCUCGCCCCCGCGUCUGGGAGAUGUGCCUUUAUAUUUGUAUAGGUGCCAACUCGCAAACCUUCAGCAACACCGGCGUGGUAGUCACCUGCCUCAAGAACUUCCCGGGGAGCCGCGGCGUCGUGCUCGGCCUCCUUAAGGGCUUCGCCGGCCUUAGCGGAGCCAUCUUCGCGCAGCUCUACCUCGCAAUCUAUGGCGAUGACUCCAGAUCCCUGGUGCUUCUCAUUGCAUGGCUCCCGGCCACCAUAACCGUCAUAUUCCUCUGCACCAUCCGGAUCCUGAAGACGGCGCACCAGCCAGGUGAGACAACCAAGCCCUUCUACUACUUCCUCUACAUCUCCAUCGCCCUCGCCGCCUACCUCAUGGUCAUGAUCGUCGUCCAGAAAAGAGUCGCCUUCACCUGCAACGCGUAUCGCAUCAACGCUGCCGUCGUGGUGCUCCUCCUUGUCCUCCCCCUCGCAGUCGUCAUCAGAGAAGAGCUCAAAAUCUUCAAACCAAGGGAACAAUUGCUCCAAAAUUCCCCACUGCUUACCGUAGCGGUAGACGCUCGGACGAUGCCCCAGCCACCGCCGCCGCCCACCGCCGCCCCAUCCACCAUAUCUAUGAAGAGGACACUGUCUUAUAUCAUUAACGUCUUCAGGGCUCCUGAGAGGGGAGAGGACCACUCCAUUCUGCAAGCCUUAGUGAGUAUAGACAUGGUAGUACUCUUCAUUGCGAUGAUUUGUGGAGUUGGUGGCACUCUAACUGCGAUCGAUAACAUGGGUCAGAUUGGGGAGUCAUUAGGCUACUCAUCUCAGACCAUCAGCACCUUUGUCUCCCUCAUCAGCAUAUGGAACUUUGGGGGGAGGGUGGCCGCCGGGUUCAUUUCCGAUAUCCUUCUCGAAAAGUAUAAGUUACCCCGCCCUUUGGUGCUUACCAUAGUCCUGCUCCUCUCCUGUGCCGGCCACCUCCUCAUCGCCUUCGGUGUCCCCGGCUCCCUGUACAUUGCUUCGGUGAUCAUCGGCCUGUGCUUCGGAGCAGAGGUACCAUUGUUCUUUGCUAUCUUAUCAGAGGUGUUCGGUCUCAAGUACUACUCUACUCUCUACAAUAUUUUACCAAUGGCUAGCCCAAUCGGGUCAUAUGUACUAAAUGUGAUGGUCGCCGGGUACUUCUACGAUGGAGAGGCGGCCAAGCAGGAGUCAUUAACAUGCAUGGGGGUGCGUUGCUAUAACUUCUCCUUCCUCAUUAUCACAGCGGCGACGGUUUUUGGGGCUCUUGUCUUGCUGGUUUUGGUGCGGAGAACCUGGGACUUAUACAAAAGGGAUAUAUAUGCGAGGUUCCGAGAGGGGUCUCAAGGUAGCAACCAGGGAGGGGAGAGGGAGGAGUGGACACGUAAUGACUUCAGGAGAGGGUAAUGGGAAUUGGGAACACAAGUUUAUGUGGUUGCUACAUAACUCGCAUGUAAUCUCACUGUGACCCAUCUUUUAAGAGCUUCUAUGUUACAUACGUUGAAAAUUAACUAUUUAAACUUGGACUGAA
Molecule: messenger RNA, 2123 nt
Organism: Phoenix dactylifera (date palm)
Lineage: Eukaryota; Viridiplantae; Streptophyta; Magnoliopsida; Arecales; Arecaceae
Source: RefSeq, a predicted model, not a curated record